This is a messenger RNA of Echinostoma caproni, 1716 nucleotides long. Lineage: Eukaryota; Metazoa; Platyhelminthes; Trematoda; Plagiorchiida; Echinostomatidae. The record is from the annotation of a GenBank genome assembly.
UCCAGAUCAGAUGGUCAACAAUCAAAUGGUUCGCGCCAGAACUCAACAAAAUCUGCAUUCACGAAGACGUAUCUAGGCACAAACAAACUGCCUAACUAUUUUGGUUAUCCGACCAAUGCCGUUUCCGGUGUGGCUUUGAACAAAUCCAGCCAAAUCGAAUUUGGUUCAACGCAGAACGGCAUGUCUAGUCGUUGGACCGCUCCAAAACCCACCCAAACCGCCUUCCGUCCUUCCGCAUAUCCCAACACAUCCUCCUACAUGUACGAUCAAGGCUCAGGCAACUUGUCUUUCGAGUCCACCGAUUUCAGUACGAUAUUAGGCUCGACGGAUCAAGCUCUAGUGCGUAGUCGAGCGAGUGGUCUGAUCGAACAGCUGUUAUGUUCCGAUCACCCAAUGGGUUCGAUGUUGGGAAACGGGAAACCCGCACCACCAGUCUCGUCGUCACAAAGCGCUGCUGCAGCAGCUGCCUACUUGCCUAACGCAUUUGUGGCGUCCAAUCCACUUGUUUCCUCUAUGUCUACGACCAACGGGGCACACCCAAUGUCUGUUGAUACCGGGCACAGUUUUUCACAUGACUCGCUCAUGCUUCACUCAUCUGCAGUUGAUCUUCGACCGCACGCGGGCUCUUUACUGUCUGACGGAUCUAAUGAUAACCGAACGGGGCAUAUACAACACGCGCUUACGCAUCAGCAGUUGCAACAGCAGCACCACCAUCACCUUCGACCUGUCUCUAUGCAAGGUUGUUCUGCCGGUACGGAUAUCAUGACUGGUUCGGUGUUUUCGGCCUCGUGGAAUCCCUACUUACCCCAGUUUCACUUGCCAUCAUCUACUGGUCAUGGGACAACAAUGAGCGAGACUGGGCACAAUAUGAGCUAUUCUGCUUUUAACGGAAAUGGAUCGUUCCAUCCUCUUUCCGACUCGCAGCAGUUAUCUGUCACUAAAGCCAAAUAUGAAUCAAUUGAGUCAAUGGCUUCUAGCAACCACAACGGGAGCUCUCAGCACCAACGUCUCCCUUUCCUUUCUGGUCCCCAUUCAGUGUCCGAUUCAUCUCCCACAAGUAGCGCAAAUGGUGCAUCUGUGACCACGUGGCGCCACUCGCUUGGCAUAGAUUCAACACAACACACGGAUCCACACCGGCUAGGGUCAUUACCGCCAACUAGUAGUGGACCGUUAACCCCACUACCCCCAGCAGGUUCACCGGGUUCUGUGCAGAGCACCAACACGGGGCACGAGAGCCGUUCUCUUGGUCCACCAGUUACACCACCCAGCUCAUUGUACUAUUCGCCAAUGCGGCAAUCCCUGUCGAGCAUGUAUGGCAGUUCUGAGUGUGCUUUAGAUACCCCGCCCUAUCAGCAGCAGCAACAAACAAGUCAGUCACUGAAAUCGGAACCAUUAGAUUUGAUGGACACAUCCGGCAGCAUAACAGCAUCAGUGGUAGCAGUGGCUACAACUGUGGCCUCCAGUGCCGGAACUACCGACUAUGAUACUUCAUCGCAGACGAGUUCAGCUACUCGCCAUUCAGCCUAUACCGCUAGUUGCGGUGGUGGUGGAGUCAGCCUACGUACCCGUUCCGAUGCUGAUGCAGAUUCCGAGAUGAGUGCACGAUUUGCUGACGCUUAUUCGUACGAUGAUGAUUGUGAACCACUGGAAUUGGAGCUUAGCCUGGAACUUGCUGAUCGAAUUGUAGGCUCAACAAGGUCGAAUUCGAAACCAUAA